Messenger RNA from Closterium sp. Naga37s-1, 2088 nucleotides. The record is from the annotation of a GenBank genome assembly. Lineage: Eukaryota; Viridiplantae; Streptophyta; Zygnematophyceae; Desmidiales; Closteriaceae.
AUGCCUCCCCCUUUCCGAUCCCUUGCCCGAUCCUCAGCAUCAACUUCGCUUGGCCAGUGCCCUCCCUGUUUUCCUCUCCCUUUCCCCCUGUCCGCCUCUCCCUUUCCCCCUGUCCUCCUCUCCCUUUCCCCCUGUCCUCCUCUCCCUUUCCCCUUGUCCUCCUCUCUAUUUCCCCCUGUCCUUCUCUCCCUUUCCCCCUGUCCUCCUCUCCCUUUCCCCCUGUCCUCCUCUCCCUUUCUCCCUGUCCUCCUCUCCCUUUCCCCCUAUCCUCCUCUCCCUUUCCCCCUGUCCUCCUCUCCCUUUCCUCCUGUCCUCCUCUCCCUUUCCCCCUGUCCUCCUCUCCCUUUCCCCCUGUCCUCCUCUCUAUUUCCCCCUGUCCUUCUCUCCCUUUCCCCCUGUCCUCCUCUCCCUUUCCCCCUGUCCUCCUCUCCCUUUCCCCCUGUCCUCCUCUCCCUUUCCCCCUGUCCUCUCCCUUUCCCCCUGUCCUCUCCCUUUCCCCCUGUCCUCCUCUCCCUUUCCCCCUGUCCUCCUCUCCCUUUCCCACUGUCCUCCUCUCCAUUUCUCCCUGUCCGCCUCUCCCUUUCCCCCUGUCGUUCUCUCCCUUUCCCCUGUCCUCUCUCCCUCCCACCCUUCCUCCCCCUCUCUCACAUCCCUUCCUUUCCUACUGUCCUCUCCCACCAUUCACGCUUCUCUCAGCCAUCCCUUUCCCCCCUCCCCUGUCCCUCGCUUUCCCCCACUACCGUCCCUUCCCUUUCCACUACCUGCACCAAUAGUGGAUCGGAGUGUAAAAACCUGCUCUCCUUGGAUGAUGCCAUAACGGAGAGCCGCCGCGAGCGCCAACAGCGGCGGUUCGAGGAGCGCCUCGCGAUCUUCCACGCCCUCGCGACGUGCGCUGACGCCCCUGCCGAAGCGGCGCCCGACGAAGCGUCUCCUUUGCUUCCCAAAGAAGAUUUGCACAAGCCAGAAUCGCGUUCAUCUGGUCCGUCGAUUCCGUUAGACUCGUACUCGUUUGAGUCGCACCCGUUAGGCGCAUAUCCGUUAAGCUCGUCCCUGCUCCAACACCACCCAAGGAAUGGCGUCGCGAGUAAAUUCGAUUCCGCAACCUGCGGCCGCAGCGGGCGGCGCGAGCCGUGCGAUCUCGGACACGUGGCCGUUGCGCUACGAGACCCGGCGAAUGCUGGAGAAUCGAGUGAAUGCCGCGUCAGCCCGACAGCGGCAAAGCCGCGAGCACCUCCGUCGGCGGAAAGGCCUUUGGCAUCCGGCGGAGCAGGAGCGCCGAUCCCCGCGGAAGAUCUGCAAUGGGCGUGGCGCCUGCUAGUCGUAGGGGGACACGCGCCGGCAUUUGACUCGGAUUCCGCCCGCACGCCCAACGCGCAAGGCCUGCACCGCCCCCGCGGCUCCGUAGAACGCGGAGAUGCGGAAACUCAGCGGCGCGUGUCGGCGGCGGAAAGAGGCGGGAAUGCAGGUGAACGGUGGGGUGGGCUGCAGGGGUUGGCGGGGAAGAAAGCGGAAGAGGGGGGCCGGGGAAUCGAGGGCGGCGCGGGAGCGGAGAGGAAAGUUGUCGGUUUGCGCCAAGUUGGCGGAAGGCGCACGUGGGCCGUUCCGUUCCCCCGCGGAGAUGAGCUGCAGGCGGUGACGGCGGCGCAGCGGCGGCAGCGGGUAAGGCGCAGCCAAUGGCUCCUGCGCUGGCUGCAGCAGCAGCAGGAGCAGCAACAGCUGCAUCAACACCAGCAGCAGCAGCAGCAGCAGCAGCGGCCGUCGUGCGGGUCCUUCGAAGAGCAACUGGCCGCCUUCCCCCUGUCGGACGCGGAACUGCGCGGAGACGGCGCCGGCGAUCGCGGAGGCGCGGGGCACGCGGGGGUCUCCGCGUGCCUGGGGCGCUUGUCCUUGAGCUCCGCGUCCCCUGCGGAGCGAACUCCUUUCCGCCAGCUCUCCCCCUUCGAAGCCACAGGUCCGUCCAGCGGUCGCGAUCCCUCCAGGAGAGGCGCGGAGGCGUGGCGUCCCGACACGAUUUCCCGGGGUGGCAAGACGAAGUUUUCCCGAAAAGAGGGGCAAGUUGUGGGUUGCCCCAAAACCAAGGUGGUGUAG